Molecule: messenger RNA, 1988 nt
Organism: Manihot esculenta (cassava)
Lineage: Eukaryota; Viridiplantae; Streptophyta; Magnoliopsida; Malpighiales; Euphorbiaceae
Product: UPF0481 protein At3g47200
Exons: 2
Coding region: 447-1799 (450 amino acids)
Source: RefSeq, a predicted model, not a curated record
AUAUUAUAACCCAACACUUGCUAUUUUCUGCUAUCUUGAAUGGGGGUAUAGACUAAAGUUCAAUAUUAUGCGAGUGAAUGCAAGGGAUUCUAUCAAUUAUUAUAGCUCUUAAACCAGAUACAUAGUUUUCUCAAUUUUCUUUUAUGCGCAUACCCUAGAAAUGUUUGCUUGUCUAUUGUGUCUAAAACUUGUGUAGUCCUGAUUUCUUACGAUUUUUUCCCCUUUUCUGCUUUUCCUUUACUUGAUUCCUCCCAUGCAAUGAACAGAUGGGGUUGUAACUGUUUGUUUAAGAAGAAAGAAAAUUAGGGACUCCCCCCCCCCCCCCCCCCCGCCUCUUGCGACUUCAAUUUUCUUGACAAGUUCUUGUCUAUAUCCGUGUCUUCUCCAUUUUAAUAUUUCUUUUUAUAACAAAGUGCUUUUUCAGAUUGUUCUGAAUUCAUUUGGCUAUGGACAACACUGGCUUGACAACAGAUCAGUUGCAAACGAGAGACCAUAUAUCAGUUGACUUCAGGCAACCUGAUGAGGAACUGGUGGCUUCAAUCAUGGAAGAGAUAGAAACCAUCUCUUACUCUCAUAGUAUCGGCAGAGUGAAGGGGAGUCUUCGUGAGACAAAUGGGAACAUAUUUGAUCCUGAUAAAGUCUCAAUUGGUCCUUACCACCACGAUGAUGAAGGUUUAAAAUCCAUGGAAGAUCAGAAAUGGCGCUACGUAUAUGCACUCCUCAAUCGAAAACUGAACCUAGAAGCAAGCCUAAAUGAGUGUGUCACUGCACUUAGAGAGGUGGAACAUAGAGCACGGGCGUGCUAUGAAGAUAGGGGUGACAUUGAUUUGUCAUCCAACAAAUUCCUGAAAAUGAUGUUAGCUGAUGGCUGUUUCAUCAUCGAACUCUUUCUUAGGUACUCUGUCAAGAGUUUAAGACGCAGAAAUGAUCCUAUAUUUACCACCCCAGGAAUGCUUGCCGAUCUGAUGAAUAAUCUGAUAUUGCUAGAAAAUCAGAUUCCCUUGUUCAUUCUUCAGCGAUUAUUUCAGGUGGUGCCAAUUCCUAAGCAAUGUACUUACUCUCUCCCUGAGCUUGCUUUUCGUUUCUUCAGAAACAUAAUUCCAGGUGAUCCAAAAAUUAAUCAAGAAAAAUUCAACCAAGAAGCACACCAUUUGCUUGACAUAAUCUGCCACUGUCUUCUACCAACAUAUCCAAUAGUGCGGCAACAGCAACCCAAGUCUGAGAAUAAGUAUCUACCCUCUGCAACAGAGCUCCAGACUGCAGGCAUUAAGAUCAAGGUGGCAAGAACAGAUAACUUGCUGGACAUAAAGUUUACAAACGGAAUCCUGGAAAUUCCACCAAUUGUAGUCCAUAGAUUUACAAGAAAACUCUUCAGGAAUCUGAUCGCGCUCGAGCAUUGUUCCUCCGACAGUAUACAGUACGUCACCUCUUAUGCAAUUUUCAUGAAAGACCUAAUCAGGGAGGACAAAGAUGUGAAAUUACUCCAGAAACGAUUCAUUCUGACCAGCUACCCUGCCACACGGAAAGAUGUGAAUAAACUGUUUGAAGUGCUAUGCAAGGGUGUGGAUGUGAUUGAAUUCUACUACGAGGGGCUGUGCGCACAAGUGAAUGGGUAUAAAGGCAGAAGUUGGCACAAGAAGAUCAACUUUUGUCCCAAAUUAUUUCCCUCCAAAAAUAAUCCUCGGUUACGUCUAUUGCUGCUUGCUACAAUGUUGGUUGUUCUUCUCGUCCUCGUGGUCGUGGGUUGGUGCUCUCUUUUUUUCUCCCCCGCUAUGAGGAUCUCACUGAACAGCACCUAAAAAUCUUGUUGCCUGUGUUGAGGUGAGAAUAAAUAUUGUUUUUCCCUCCUACAUUGCCUUUUGCCCUUUUUUUCCUUUUUAAUUAAGUUUGCUCUUAAUUAUUACUCAUUGUAUAUCUUGAGAAGAUUCUUUCACGCUUACAAAUAUUGUGAUAUGCUUAAUUAUAAUAGCAUUAAUUAACUAUUCUUU